AUGGCACCAGUUGAGGUUUAUAGCGUGAGAAAAGGUAAAGGUUCCUGGGAGUUGAUAUCUCAAAGAAUUCCAUCACACCUGCAAUGCAUUAGAGAUCAAGAUUUAGUUUGUGUAGAUGGGCAUGAAGGCCAUCUUCAUUGGCUUUGUUUUACUUAUAUUGGUGGGAAGUUGACACAAUUGAUAUUGGCAUUUGAUUUGGGUUCAGAGACAUUCAAGGAGAUACCUUUUCCAGAUUCUUUAAGAACAUGUUGCUUUGGAGACCGGUUGAAUGUGGUGGGAGUUUUGGGUGGAAAGGUUUGUGUGAUGUCAAGGGUAAGAGAUACUGAUUGUGAGGUGUGGGUGAUGGAUGAGUAUUCAUGGGUCAAACGUCAUGUGUUUUCCGGGUUUAGUGGUGGUGAUCAAAUAUUUCCAUGUGGAUUUACAUCAAGCAAUCAGUUUCUUUUUAGAUUUACGAAUGUACUUUAUCGUUAUGGUUUGUAUGAUCCAGUUAUAGCCAAGACUAAAAACUUCAAGAUUCCUGGAAGAUCUGUUGGAUGUAAAGUUGUUGAGUAUGUUGAUAGUCUUGUUUGGAUAAAUCGAAUAAUUGAAGUGAAGAGGUAUCAGUGA
Lactuca virosa is the source of this 606-nucleotide messenger RNA. NCBI's taxonomy places the organism in Eukaryota, Viridiplantae, Streptophyta, Magnoliopsida, Asterales, Asteraceae. The record is from the annotation of a GenBank genome assembly.